AUGGGUUUGAAGGUUGAGUCCAGCACCAGAUUUAGAGCCUCACUUGGAGUUCCCAACUCACAACGUUGUGCAACUGGGGGUUUGCCGCAUUGCAAGCCCCACCGGAUGCAAAUCCAAGCCCUGAGGUCUUUCUUUGGGUGGCUCUCCCGCCGUCCGACGGCCGAACGUGUGCCUUUGGAGCGAUUAGCCGUCGAUGAAAAUUGGUGGAAUCAGUCCCAAGUCGUUGCGAAUGAUCCACCAGCGGACAAAACGGUUGUGAAUAAUGAAUGCCUGCAGGCACUUGACACGAUCAUUGGUGGUUGGUGCAGUCUUGGUUGCUUCCUGUCUUCACACUUUGAUCAAAUCUCCAUGUUGCAGUACUUAUUUGGCACUGAGACUCUGAGCAACUUUCCUUUUCCAAAUGUGGGUUCCGAAUGUCUUGGAAUUCGGGACCAGGUUUCACCCGUGGGGUUUGCCUACAAACAGCAUCGCAUUUUUGGGUCCUUUUCGGGAAAGAAAGCGGAGAAGGCUGAGAAGGCUGAGAAGGCCAGUAAGGUUGACAUGACAGCCGCUGGCUCCUGCGCCAAGGCGGAUGUGAGUGAAGAGGCUGAAAAUCAAAAGACGCAACAUGCGAUCCUGACGGUUUUGGUGCUGUUUAUCCUCUUCAAUGCGGCGUGGAAGUGGUCAUGA
This is a messenger RNA of Cladocopium goreaui, 669 nucleotides long. Lineage: Eukaryota; Dinophyceae; Suessiales; Symbiodiniaceae. The record is from the annotation of a GenBank genome assembly.